AUUUCUUCGAUUGUUCAUUUCUUCUACUUGAUACUGGCUUCACGAUGAGUUCUACUAAGUCACAACUUCACCGAUUUAAUCGUGAGUCGCAUGAAUUUCGUCGUAGAACGAAAAGUCGGAAUCGACACAGCUGACAGAGCACAGUGAUCUCAGUCAUUAUACAUAUUAUACUCAUCGAAGCUGUCGAGACAAGAUGCAAGUUUCAGCAGGCGUUACGCCCGAAGAAAGAAAAAGCUAAAAGCCGAGGUCCGGUAAAUUCACCACUCAAGAAAGUCAACUACUAAUGACGUAGUAUAUCUUCUAAAUGGGAAUCUUCAUUUUCCUUUUCUUUUUUUUUUUUUCUCUGUUUCUUUCUUUCAAUCCGCCACAUGGAUAAUCGAUGAUUCAUGAAAGUACUAUUCAAAACAUUUAAAUCUAUAACAAAUAAACCCGAGCAGGCAACUGUACGAAUUGCAAUAUCCUCCGUCAUCUUUCGAUUUGAUUCGAUUUGAUUGCCAUUGUGUUAUCAGAAAGCUACCACGGUUUCAUGUUUGUAUGCUGAUUGUCCGAUAAUGAAAAUGAUAAUCUUGGGUUAUCGGGUGCUGCCUACUUUUACGAUAAUUACAAUGGAUAAAGAUAUAGCUGAAGCAAGCUCGAAGACAAACAUUCGACCGCUGUCGGGCUACUCGCGACUGAUUCAUUUAACAUCGAUGAAAAUUCGAGAAGGAAUUCGUUUCGAAGGAAGCGUUUUCUUUCAUACAAGCGAAGAUCAAUCCAGAGAAGUUGAACACAUUCACCGCGUGGCUUUGCUCCAGGGUCAUGGCUGUGAAGGAAUGGUUUAGAAGACUACAACCUGUCCAGUUGUACCUGGUCCUGUUCUUCACCACCGCUUUCUUUAUCGUCGAGGUGGUCGCUAGCCAUGUGACUCAUUCACUCACGUUACUUCUCAAUGCCUAUCACAUGCUAUGCAAUAUCAUCGCGCUUGUUGGUUGUAUCGCCUCCAUCAAGUAUAGCCAUCGUCAGAGCAGCGUCAGUUACAGUGGGAACAGCACCUCGAGCUCUUUACGAAAUUCAGCAAUCUGCAUACGUGGCGAUGAAAGAGAAUCUUCGACGUCUUUGUCGACGAAGACAAAGCAAUCACGAUCGGAUAGGAGGAUGAAGAAUACAUUUGGCUGGGCGAGGAUAGAUAUCGUUACGACGCUUAUCUGCUGCGUUUUCCUCGCGUCUUUCUGUUUUUCUUUGUUGGUCGAGGCUCUGCAAACAUUGGUGCACAUAGAUCACUUGGACGAAAUGCACCAUCCGAUGCCUGUUCUGGCAAUUGGCGCCUCGGGCAUUCUUCUCAAUGCCUUUUGUUACAUACUGAUUGGAGGAUAUACCUUUAAUCAGGGUCUUGUUCUUCACGUUACGAUGAACGGAGACGUGAUACUACGACGAAACAGUUCGCAGCAAACGAAGGAAGGUGAAGAACAGUUAUCUUCACAAACCAGACGAAGUCCUCUAGGUAUACCAAAGAGCCAAGGUUUCCGAGAAACGUCUCGUGACGCUUUAGGCUGUGUUUUUGUUAUCCUAGUAUCCAUUUUAGUAUAUUUCACCGACUCGAACGUCGCCAAAUACAUCGAUCCUCUGUUUGCCAUUAUCUCUGCCAUUUCACUCUUAGCGCUUAGCUAUUCGUACAUGAAAGAAUCUGGUCUAAUACUUCUUCAGACAAUUCCUAAUCACAUAAACAUCGAUUCUCUUAAGAGAGAAUUGCUAGAAGCUUUCCCCGGUAUUGUGAACGUCCAUGAUUUACACGUUUGGCAAUUAACAGGACAGAAGAUCAUCUCUACGGUUCAUAUAAUAUUCUUGGAUCCAACGGUGUACGCCAGCAUUAGCGAGCAAGUAACAGCCUUUUUUAUAAAAAUAGGAAUAACUCAGGUUACGAUACAACCUGAAUUUCAUAAGUUGAAGCCAAACAUGGAAAAAGCCGGUUGCCUGAUUCGUUGUCACGGCGAGCAUUGCAGUUCGUCUCAAUGCUGCUCCAAAGAAAAAUUCAUCGAAGACUCAUGCUCGGAUCCAUCGGUUAAGAAGCAAGCACAGCCCAUAACCAAGAAAUUUGAAAAGAAGGAAAUUAUUCCUUCUUCUACAACGAUCGAUCUGAAAAGGUUCACCGUCUAUGACAGAGAAAGUUCAAAUUCGUGUCAAUCGAUCGUCGAAAAUUCACCUGACGGAAGCUCUUGUCAACCGAAAGACCAAGUACCAAGUAACAAAGAUAACGCGACUGAUAGCAAUUUUUUCGCGAUAAAUGUGAUAGAUAUCAACGAUGAAACGUGUGCAACGAGUAACGAUGAACAGAGUACAGCAGUCGCAUCUUAAUAUUAUAUAACAUUUCGACUUGGAAAGGAAGGUACUUUAUUCUAUAUUCCAAAACUGCUGCGAACUUUUCAGAUACCACCGCAAUUAUGAAAUACGUCAUUUUGAUUGUUCCGGUAAUUAUCGAUCUCGUGUGUCUUCCUGGCUUUAUUGUAUCAUUGUGACGUUCAUCGCUACAUAUUGAAGGACGUCGACAAUUAUUUUAAGUAAAAUGACGAAUAAAUUCUGA
Molecule: messenger RNA, 2557 nt
Organism: Frieseomelitta varia
Lineage: Eukaryota; Metazoa; Arthropoda; Insecta; Hymenoptera; Apidae
Gene: ZnT77C
Product: zinc transporter 1
Exons: 9
Coding region: 799-2331 (510 amino acids)
Biological process (GO): detoxification of zinc ion; intracellular zinc ion homeostasis; zinc ion transmembrane transport
Cellular component (GO): membrane
Molecular function (GO): zinc ion transmembrane transporter activity
Source: RefSeq, a predicted model, not a curated record